AUGCGCUCUACUCUGCUCCUCGCUGCCCUCGCCGCUGGCUGCGUCAACGCCUUCGAGAAGCGUAUCUAUGUGACCGACUGGACUACCGUCACCGUCACCAAGACUGUCACUGCCCCCGCCGUUACCGAGACUGUCCAGCCUGCCCAACAGGCCCAGAUCCAGAACACUGUGACGACCACCACCCAGCCCGCCGUCGCUGCGGCUGCCGAGACCGAUUCUUCCGAGCUGGCCAAGAAGUCCACUGUUGUCGUUCCUAUCUCGUCCACUACUCAGGCUGCUGCCGUCGCCGCUGAUACUGCCGCCGCUGCUACUUCCUACUUCUCCACUGCCUGGACUUCCACCGUCGAGGCUGCCUCUUCUACCCUGGCUGUCGCCACCUCCAGCGCUUCCUCCGCCGCGUCUACCGCCAGUGCCACCAACUCCUACCAGUCUGCUGUCCUGUACAACCACAACAUCCACCGUAGCAACCACUCCGUCUCUUCUGUUGAGUGGUCUGCCGAUCUCGAGGCCAGUGCCCAGGUUCUGGCUUCUCGUUGCGUGUACCAGCACGAUACCUCCAUCAAUGGCGGUGGUUAUGGUCAGAACAUUGGCUACGGUGUUGAGGCUGGCGAGGUCGGUGUCAUGAUUACCAACUUGAUGUACAACGAUGAGAUCGAAUUCUUCCCUACCCCCUACGGUGCUUCCGCUCCUAGCAUGACCGACUUCGACAAGUGGGGCCACUUCUCCCAGAUCGUCUGGAAGGCCACUACCCACGUUGGCUGCGCUACCGUGACCUGCAACAGCCUGGGCAACGUCGACUCCAGCUCCGCCCUGCCCUUCACUGUCUGCAACUACUCGCCCGUCGGUAACGUUGACGGACAGUAUGGCGAGAACGUCCUCGCUCCCGGCACUGCAGGCACGUACACUGCCUAA
This is a messenger RNA of Penicillium subrubescens, 912 nucleotides long. Its product is annotated as CAP domain-containing protein. NCBI's taxonomy places the organism in Eukaryota, Fungi, Ascomycota, Eurotiomycetes, Eurotiales, Aspergillaceae. Gene Ontology annotation, cellular component: extracellular region. Bases 1 to 912 code for a protein of 303 amino acids. The transcript is spliced from 2 exons. The record is from RefSeq and is a predicted model, not a curated record.